CCCUCAGCUGGUGUAGCGACCACUCACUCAGGCUCUGUCCGCUUGUUGUUUGCCUACUUUUACUCAACUUUAUUUCCAGCGCGCGUGGAGCUUUGAGCAUCACUGUCUGCGUGGGGAUUUUGGACAACUCGCAGCUGCAACAUGGACUAAAGCAACAGCCCCUGGAAAGUGUGGAUAUUUGGAGAAAGAAGAGUAUAUUUGUGUUGAGAGACGACCUUUCUGAGGGUUGAAUUACCACCAUGGAAGAGGAAGACGAGCAUCUGCAGAACGGGAUCCACGCCACCAAGGACUCGGACCGGCAACAGCGGCUCAGACUUUGUGUUUUGAAUGAAAUACUGAACACAGAGAGGGAUUAUGUUCGGACAUUGCUUUUUCUUCAGUCGGCAUUUUUGCACAGAAUCAGACAAACUGCAGAUGACCAACAGUGUCUCUCACCAGAACAUGUCAAGAUUCUGUUUUCAAAUAUUGAGGACAUCCUGGAGUUGCACAAAGAGGUGUUGUCCGCGGUCGAGUCCAGUCUGCAGCCCGAACCCCAGCCUCAGCAUGCACUGGGCCACGUGUUUCUCCAGUUUAGGAGAAGCUUCUCGGUGUACGGCGAGUACUGCAGUAAUCACGAGAAGGCUCUACGGCUUCUCAUGGAGUUAAACAAGAUCCCCAACAUCAGGACCUUCCUGUUGCACUGUAUGCUUCUGGGAGGAAAGAAAAGCACAGAUAUUCCCCUGGAGGGUUACCUCCUCACCCCCAUUCAGAGGAUCUGCAAGUAUCCUCUGCUGCUGAAGGAACUGCUGAAGCGAACCCCGAAGAAGCAUGCUGACUACCCGGCAGUGGAGGAGGCUCUGCAGGCCAUGAAGGCUGUCUGCUCCAACAUCAAUGAGACCAAGAGGCAGAUGGAGAAACUGGAGGCUCUGGAACAGCUGCAGUCCCACAUUGAAGGCUGGGAGGGAACAAACCUGACAGAUAUUUGCACAGAGUUGCUGCUUCACGGAAAUCUGCUCAAAAUCUCAGCUGGGAACAUCCAGGAACGGAUCUUCUUCUUGUUUGACAACCUUCUGGUUUACUGCAAGAGGAAGUCCAGGGUUUCUGGAAAGAAGUCCACCAAGAGGACCAAAUCUAUCAACGGGCCCCUCUAUGUGUUCAGAGGCAGGAUCAACACGGAGGUGAUGGAGGUGGAAAAUGUGGAGGAUGGAACAGCGGACUAUCACAGCAACAACUACACAGUGACCAACGGCUGGAAGAUCCACAACACAGCGAAGAACAAGUGGUUCGUCUGCAUGGCCAAAAAUGCUGAGGACAAGCAGAAGUGGCUGGAUGCCAUACUGAGAGAACGCGAGCAGAGAGAGAGUCUCAAACUGGGAAUGGAGCGGGACGCCUAUGUGAUGAUCGCCGAGAAAGGCGAAAAGCUCUACCACAUGAUGAUGACCAAGAGUCGACAUCUCAUCAAGGAUAGACGCCGGAAGCUCAGCAUUGUGCCUAAGUGCUUCAUGGGAAACGAGUUCGUGUCAUGGCUAAUAGAGAGUGGAGAGAUCAGCAAACCUGACGAGGGAGUCAACCUGGGACAAGCCUUGCUGGAAAAUGGCAUCAUUCACCACGUGUCAGACAAACACCAGUUCAAGAAUGAGCAGGUGUUGUACCGAUUCCGCUACGAUGAUGGCACCUACAAGGCCCGCAGUGAAAUGGAGGACAUCAUGUCGAAGGGCGUCAGGCUGUACUGCCGCCUCCACAGCCUCCACACGCCUGUCAUCAAGGACAGAGACCAUCAUCUGAAAACCUUUAAAUCUGUGGUGCCUGCCAGCAAACUGGUGGACUGGCUGCUCCUGCAGGGAGACUGCUCGACCCGAGAGGAUGCGGUGACGCUGGGUGUGGGGCUCUGCAACAAUGGCUUCAUGCACCACGUCUUGGAGAAGAGCGAGUUCAAAGACGAGUCCCAGUUCUUCCGUUUCUAUGCGGACGAGGAAAUGGAGGGAACGAGCACCAAGAGCAAGCAGCUCCAACGCAAUGACUUCAAACUCAUUGAAAACAUCUUGGCCAAGUCUUUGGUGAUUCACCCAGAGGAAGAAGACUACGGCUUCGAGAUUGAGGAGAAAAACAAGGCCAUAGUGGUGAAGUCUGUCACCAGAGGCUCACAUGCUGAGAUGGCCGGCCUGCAGGUGGGCAGGAAGAUCUUCACCAUCAACGAGGACCUGCUGUUCCUCCGGCCCUUCGCUGAGGUGGAGACCAUGAUCAGCCAGGCCUUCUGCAUACGGCGCUCCCUGCGGCUGCUGGUCGCCACAAAGGCCAAAGAGAUUGUGAAGAUCCCUGACAACCUAGACAGCCUCUCCUUCAGACUCCGUGGCUCGGCUCCUCCUCAUGUCCAUGCCGUCAGGAAAGGCUGGGAGGCGGCGGGGGCGGGUCUUCAGCCCGGCCAGGUCAUCCUGAAGGUCAACGGCAACAACGUCAACCGCAGCGACUACCAGGAGGUCCUGGAGCAUUUCAGCGCCCAGCACACACACCAGGAGCCUCCCCAAGUGUGUCAGUGGGUGUAUCGUGCAUUUGAAGAUGUUGAAGAGUUCCAGAAAGAGAGAGGGGAAGGUGAAAAGGAGGAGAGUCCUUUCACCCCUUAUCCAGUGGAGAACGGGUCGGACCACGAUGAGGAGAACGGCAACAAUGGAACAGACCACCGGCUGGCCCGACUGUCCCUCUCUGAUGAUCUACCCCUGGUCAGUAUGACGGUGGAUAACGUCCAUCUGGAGCACGGCGUGGUCUACGAAUACGUCAGCACCGCCGGCAUCAAGAGUCACGUUCUGGAGAAGAUGGUGGAGCCCAAAGGCUGCUUCAGCCUCACUGCUAAGAUCCUGGAGGCAUUUGCUGGUGAUGACAGACUCUUUGUGGAUAACUGCAGUCAGCUCAUCUCUCAGAGCGACCGUGUGGUCACCAUGCCUCAGUUUGAGUUCAGAGAGAUCUGUGACACAAAGCUGAAGAGGAUACGACAGCGAAUCAGCUGCUACCAGCAGUUUGCUGAGGAGCUGAGGAACAAAGCGUGGCCAUCCUUCAGGCAGGCUGGCAGUCAACCUCACCCUCUGGGCUGCAUGGACUUUGUCCCCACCAACUGCCAUGUCAACUUCAUGCAGGUCUCCUACCCCAAGAGCAUCACCUCAGCUGGCAGGACUUUCAGCAUCCGCUUUGGACGUAAAAACUCCUUGUUUGGACUGGAUCCUGACCAAGCGCAACUCAACCCCAUGUCCCACACGCAGCACUGUGUCACCAGCAUGGGAGCGCCAUCCUGGAAGUGCUCGGGCCUGGAAGGAGACGAGGCCGAUGGUAACGGGGAGGUGACCAUGGAUGGAGGCGAGGGCUUGAACGACAGCCGGCAGAGCAUCCAUGAGGAGGGCGGUCUGAGCUUCUUGCUCAAACAGGAAGACACGGAGACCCAGGAUAACUACAUCCACUUGUACAGCCGUCUGGAUGUGGCUGUGAGGGAGAUGAGGCAGUAUGUGGCUCAAAUAGACGUCCUAUUGUCAUCUAUAACUGAGCCCACACAACUCCAAGGCGAGGGUGGGGAGCCCCCGGUGUACGAGACCAGUCAGCCCCCGUCUCUGGCCCCCUGUGAGGAUGGCUGUGACCAGGACAAAGUGGAACAAGGUGGCAUUAAACGUGUCUGCUUCAAGGUGAACGAGGAGGACCAGGAGGACUCGGGUCAUGAUACGAUGAGCUACAGAGACUCCUACAGUGAAUGCAACAGCAACAGAGAUUCGGUGCUGUCCUACACCAGUGUGAGGAGUAACAGCUCGUACCUCGGCAGUGAUGAGAUGGGAUCAGGGGACGAGCUGCCGUGUGACAUGAGGAUUCCCUCGGACAAACAGGACAAGCUGCACGGCUGCCUCGAACACCUCUUCAACCAGGUUGACUCCAUUAACAGCCUGCUCAAAGGAUCUGUGAUGGUGAAGGCCUGUGAGGAGACCAAGCACUUUUACCCUGACCAUACUCAACCAGAGUUUCGUCAAACAGACGACUGGACCGCCCGGAGUCGUUCCAUGAUCCAUAAGAACAUCGGGGAGGACCCCUGGAACCUGCCCACCUCUAUCAAAACUCUGGUGGAGAGCCUGCAGAGAUAUGUGGAUGAUGGAAAGAACCAGCUUCUCCUGGCUCUGCUUAAAUGCACAGACACGUCUCUUCAGCUACGGCGGGACGUAAUCUUCUGUCAGGCGGCCACUGGUGCCUUGUGCACGCUGGUGGAGCAGCUUUUAGCAGCUCUGCGGUCCAGAUUCAACAACGCCGGCGAGUACCAAGAAGACGGCAAAGAGACCAGCAGGAAGUGGCUGGAGCAGAUAUCUGCCAUCGGAGUUCUGCUGCACUUCCAGUCCACGCUAACGCCGCACCAGAAGGAGGAGCGCACCAUGCUGGAAGACACCAAGGCGGCCCUGUUGGACUUGGACAAAGUCACUGUGUUCUUCAGGCAACUGGAGGACGAGUUUCUAGUCGCAAACACACCUGUGUGCUAUCAGGUUGAGGGCAGUCGACAGGCCCUGAGGAUCACCCUCUACCUGGACAGCUGUCACUUCAGCGAACUGCCCACCCGCCUGCAAAAUGGAGGCAGCCUCAAGCUACAUACAGUCCUCUUCACUAGAGCACUGGAGCGUCCGGAGGGAGUGUCCCAGCAGGACUACGCAGACAUGGAGGAGUUCCAGCAACGCACCAACGCUGUCUCGCUAGAGAGGGUCAAGGCCUACUACCGCAGACUCAGGGCUUUCUAUUUGGAGAAGUCCAAUCUCCCUACAGACUCCAACACCACUGCAAUGAAGAUAGACCAGCUGCUGCGACCUCUAAACACCCUGGACGACCUGUGUCGACUCAUGCAGUCCUAUGUCAACGUACGCCACAGCGCUCAGGGUCACCCGUCAGGUGUCAGCGUGCUGUGCGUGUCCUCUGAGCUGUGUAACCGCCUGGGAGCCUGCCACAUCACCAUGUGUGCUACAGGCAUGCAGAGGUGUACCCUCAGUGUGACGCUGGAGCAGGCAAUGAUCUUGGCCAGGAACCACGGCCUCAUGCCGCGCUGCAUCAUGCAAACUAUGGACAUAAUGCGCAAACAGGGGGCAAGAGUUGAGCUCUCUGCUAAAAAUCUCAAAGUAAUGGACCAGAUGCCUCCGUCAUUCCCAAGACUCUUCAAGCUGUGUUUGCCACCCUCAGAUGGGGAACUCUAAGAAAUCUGUCACUUCAUCAGAGGGCUCAUCAGAGAGAUGUUGAAGAGGAAGUCACGAUGAGAGAUGACAGAAAAAAAGAGACAGUUUUUCUCCACACUGCCAAUGGAAACACCCUGCCUUGACUGUCCCACUGCCCCACUUACACAGGGAUCAUUCCUCCACGGAUGCCACUAGAGUCUUCAGAGCAAGCUGGCAGGACUGUAUUAUAAAUGUUAGUUUUCAAAGACCAACAGUGACACUGAUGCAGCCUGAAGCUCAGGACUAGUCAUGAACUGUUUUACUGGGAUACCACCCACAUAGAAGAAUACUUGCUUUGGCUGUCUGUCCACACAAAGCUGACAUGGAUGACUUGAAAAGUGGUGCAAAAUAUCGUAAAAUGCAGAGAGAAGGCAUCACCAUGACUAUGCUCUUACUAUUAACUGGAUUAACCAAACUACCUGUAGCAAACUGUCAUCCUAAUGUUUCCAUUUUGCCUUGGACUGCAACUCCAGAGAGCUGCCUCUUUGUCUGUUAAGGCUGGGGGAGUUCCCCAGGGCUCGAUGCUUGGACCCCGAGUGAAGUAGUUAGAAUAGCUGCAGAAAGUCAAAGUAAAGACAGAAAGAUGGAAGUAGGGAUCGAGGGAUGACGGAAAAGAUAGAUACGAGCAGAGUGCUGCUCUUUUUAAGCCUGUUGCAUGAGGUUUCUGUGCAAUUACUGUAGGUUUAGUGUGAGUACUGUAUUACUGCACUAUAUGAAGGAUAGUUAUUUAUUGUGUCUGGAAGGAGCGUUUUUAUCCCUCACUUAUGAUAUAUCAGGUAUUAAAGAAUCUAAAAGCAUUCCGGCCUAAGUAUUGAACAGUAUUUAAAGGACCAAGGCAUGCCGUUUUUUUAGACGUAACAGCUUGUGUAUUUUUAUUUAUAUGUAUGGACUUUUAUCACGUCAGGAAGUGAUACAUUAAUCUUCAGGGAGAGAGAAGCUAGCUAAUCAGAAUCUAGACAAAGGUAGCUAAAGCCUGGCACACACUAAAGGUUUUAAAAUAUCAACUAAAUUUUUUACACAUGGCGACAUAUGGCAGAUUUAACUGUUUUGUUCUUACAAUGUAGUGUUCAAUAAGAUGGCAAAAACAGUGAACCACAAACUAAUGUAUUCAUUCACCUACAACCAGAAACUCCACUCUCCAAACUCCAGAUAUUGUGUGGAAUAGCCAACUCCCCUAGGACCCACUCAGAAAAAUUAGAAAUAAUUUUUAUUGGAUUUUAUUGACAGAAUCCAAACAUAGUGAGCCGACUUACUAAACAGAUUGUCGCCAAAAGAUCUAUUUUUAAAAUAUCCAUUAUUACAACAGUGUAUAAGGGCAACUCUAAUUAAUUAUAAUAUAAAGGUUCUGCUAAUUUUUGAGGGAAAACACAUCAAAUGUUUUUUUUCUUCAAAAGUUUUAUAUUUAUACGGACUAAAUUGUAGAAUUUUUCAGAUAUAAAUAGCCAAUUUCAUGGAAGAAAAUUAUACCAGAUAAAGCCGUUUGUCUUGCACUAGUACAGCUGUUGAGAGCCUAUUCAAGUUAUACAUUUUACUGGGUCUGAUCAAUAAGAAAAGUACUUUUUUUGUUUAGCCCGGAAUAAUCACAUUAUUAUUGUUACCUGGACUUAAAAGAGGUGUUUCUGUAAUAAUGUUGUAAAUUUGUGACUUUAGAAAACUGGAAUUUUUUGAGUUUAUAAUGUCAAAAUAUAUGAUCUUUUAAACUUAAAUAUUUCUAGUUUUUUACUCAUAAAUUUACAGCUCUUUAAACUCUGAAAUACUAACUUUGGUUUCUUGUAAAUAUCUGACUUCAUCUCAAAAAUUGUAUUUGUCCUUCUCAAAAAUUUAGAUUUUUUUUCUCUCAAAAAUGAUUGGAUCCUCUUUGUUAUUCAAUAGGGCUGUCAAGAUUAAUCGAUGGUUAACUACAUUUAAUCAAGGGCCACAAUAAUGUCACUAUUAUUACCGGGAUUAAUUGUAUGCUUUAUUGUAACCUUUAACACAUUUUGGUUAAGGUGUGUCGGCGUCCCCCAGGAGUUCCCUGACCCCAGGUUGGGAGCCAGUGCUUUAGAGUAAACAAGCUAACUGUGGCUAGCUGUUAGCUACCUGCUACAGUGACAACAGUGAGCUCUCCUUGUUGUCAGUCCAACUGUGUUAUGUUUUACUGCAGUGGUUCUCAACCAGUCUAGUGUCAGGACCCACCACCAACUCCUUACCAAAAAAUAAUGACCCAGAUUCCUUACAUUUUUGAUCAUAACUUGGGUUUUCAAGAUAAUUGCAAUAAUUGUGAUUAACUAAGGCCCACAGUUGGUGCACUAGUUUUCUUUGACUGAAUUAAUUGCAUUAUUUAUGCUCCCUUUCUGAACAUAUUGGUUAACCCGCUGUAGCAUCUGAUGUAAAGUAAGCCCGCCACUGCUCCCUAAUGUCAGUUAAAAAGAAGUCACAGACAGCUCAGUGGACAAGUCAAAAGUCAUCUGCAUCUUGUGUACUAAUACUUUAUAUCCUUUUAAAUCCAUAACAAGUCCCUUUUUCUGUGAUUAAGUUUAUGCCAAAACGUUUUAUCUACUUACGAAGGUUUAUAUCCAAACAGGAAGCCAAUGACUCUUAGUUUAAGACAGUCAAAAAAUCCAAAAUGACACAUUUUGAAUGCAAUGUAGUGGAAUUUUAGAAUGGAACAAAAUUGAUGCAAUUAAUCGCGAUUACCUGCAGAACUCUGAGGUUUAUCGUGAUUAAAAUGUUAAUCUUUUGACAGCCCUAAUUAUAGCCAAACUUCUUUAUGAAAAAGUUUGGUGUUGAUAUGGUGCAAAAAAUGUUAUAGAACAAAGAGGUGGAAACAUUUCCUUCAAAAUAAAAGCACAUCAUUGGCAUAGACAUGAGCCACUUUUGAAUCCCGACCCACCAGUGUGGAAGUAAGAUUUUACAGAAAACUUACAAAUAUUUAAAUUUUUGCCACAGUUCGCCACAUUGUUGUCCAUCUCUAACGUCCAUCUAAACUUCAGAUUUCACAUUUACGAAUGCUGGCAUGGCUGGGUUUGUUGUGCUUCCUCAUUCCGUCAGCUUGCUCUCUGAUUGGCUAUCGUUCCAUUCAGUGUAACAAUGGUUAAAUAUCUGUCAAAUAAUUGUUACAACCAUAUUCAGGCCUUUAUUACUUUAAUCAGAAGAGAGAAUCUGACCUAAAUCAGAGUGACUAUCUUUUAUUGUGUGCCAGGCUUAAACAAAUACGAGGCUGCUUGCCUAUCAGCAGCCAGUUAAACGUUUUGGAAAUUGAAUCAUUGUUAAAUUAUUAAUAUAUUAAUUCAAAUGUAGUUGAAGGGUUUCCUUCCCUUAACUAAGACAUUUUUAAAUUUGUUUUUACAUUGUCUUGGGUCUAUUUGCUGUAAAGUAAGCACAAUGAUUGGUCCAAUCGAGUCGCAGUGUUAGUAGACAGUACUGUAAACAGUUUGUGGAUGACAUAAACAAAGGGAUCGUUUCAGGACUGAAACACAGUAUGUUCUCUUUAUUUGAAUUUCUUGUACAUACCAACUGUAACAGUGUCAGAGAACAGAGGUAGGACUUGUCUUACAGCAGCAAAGUAAUCCUUUGAAUUAAAUUGGAUUAUUUUUAUGAUAAUGGUAAUAUAGCAUAUGAAGCAUUUUGUAUUCAGUUUUUCUGUUCUGGGUGUAACCUCACUGACAACUUCUUGUUCAACUUCUUGUUUUUGCCUGUUUUAAAGGUUGGACAUGCGUCCCAAGAAUGCGUCUUGACAUGCUGCAUUCAUUAAGCAGAUCACUUAGACCUUUUUAUUUAUUUAAAAGACGUCUGGCUCCAAAAAAGCAUGCGCAAAUAUGCAUCCUUGUGCACAAGCAUGCCCACUGUUGAAAGACCCAGUACCAUUUUAAUUUCAAAGUCUUAAUCUGAGCAGUGUAUAUUUGAAAAUCUUAGAAUGCAGUAUUGCUUACCAUAAUCUGGUUUUAUGUGUUACCAGUUAAAUUAGCUAAUGACUGCAGCAUGUUGGUGUAGCUGGACAAACAAAACAUGUCACUGAUUACACAUUAUUUACAUUAUUCUAAUGUUUUUGUAUAUACUUUAUUUGCAAUUUUAUGUUGCCUGAAAAUAACUGUACAAAGAAUCUUUGUUGAAUCUUUCUAAAAUUAUCAUUGUAAAUGCAAUCUUAACAAGAUAGUAAAUAAAA
This is a messenger RNA of Cheilinus undulatus (humphead wrasse), 9339 nucleotides long. It is a transcript of the gene prex1, whose product is annotated as phosphatidylinositol-3,4,5-trisphosphate-dependent Rac exchange factor 1. The transcript has 40 exons. Gene Ontology annotation, molecular function: guanyl-nucleotide exchange factor activity; protein binding. Gene Ontology annotation, biological process: intracellular signal transduction. The coding region runs from base 240 to 5177 and encodes 1645 amino acids. The record is from RefSeq and is a predicted model, not a curated record. NCBI's taxonomy places the organism in Eukaryota, Metazoa, Chordata, Actinopteri, Labriformes, Labridae.